Messenger RNA from Nematostella vectensis (starlet sea anemone), 4211 nucleotides. RefSeq names its product dual serine/threonine and tyrosine protein kinase. NCBI's taxonomy places the organism in Eukaryota, Metazoa, Cnidaria, Anthozoa, Actiniaria, Edwardsiidae. Gene Ontology annotation, molecular function: ATP binding; protein kinase activity. The transcript has 5 exons. The coding region runs from base 1 to 2856 and encodes 951 amino acids. Gene Ontology annotation, biological process: protein phosphorylation. The record is from RefSeq and is a predicted model, not a curated record.
AUGCCGUCCCUCGAAGAAGUGUUCAAAGAGUUUCGCAGGAACAGAUCCAGCCUACAACAGAUCCACGAAGACACUUUAAAAUGUUUUCAAAGUAUAGAGAAGAGUCUAGCAGACAAGAAACACGAAGAACUGGUCCAAGAAAUGACAACAACAUUGGCGUCUCAACAGCAGGUUGACGGAAGCGAUAUAAAUCUCGAGAAUAUUCAGCUCGUUACGGGAGGGGAAUCCAUCGCUACUAACCUGUCGGAGAGUCUUUAUACCGAGGCUGAACGCAGCAAAGUUUCUAAGUUCCUUACGCAAACGCCAGCUCUCAUAGUCACCGGUCAAACCAACUGCGGUAAGAGCUCAAUCAUCAAUGAGUUCUUAGGUGCUAGGGUUGUUCCAACAAAGGCUCAACCGUGUACCGCUCGUAUCGUUCGUAUGACUUACUCAGAGACUCCCUACGUCCGUUUGGUGAAACGCGAUGGAACCGAGCUUGAAAGGAGAGAAUUAAAAAGCAAUAAGAUUCCUCGGGAAUUCAUAGAGCUCAACAUUGACGACCGAGAUGAUGAAAAACGCGUGAAUGCUACGGUGGAAGCAGGACUGUGCGUUGAUUUCCUGAAAGCUGGGAUCGACGUGAUUGAUUCUCCUGGAACCAGCGAAAACGAUGUCUUGGAUGAGCUCGUUCGCAAUCAGAUGAAAAGCAUUUUGCCGUUCGUCAUUUACGUCGUUGAUGGGCAUAAUUUGCUGUCUUCUUCGGACAUUAAGAGACUCAAUAGCCUUAGGGACGAGAACCCGGACAUGGAGGUGUUUUUCGUGGUCAGUAAAAUAGAGCCAGCAAAAACGGAUUCAUCAGAUGAAGAAAGUGACGAUGACGAUAACGACGAAUCCGUCAAACAAGCGGAGCCUGUCCAGGAAAGCAAAAAACGCAAGGUUUACGACAAGCUGGUCAAGAAAGGUUUUAUAAUCCCUUGCGAAGGGGGGAGGGAUGCACAUCCUAAUUUCCACGGUCUAUCCGCAUGGAGGAUAGGAGAAUUCAACAAGAGGAUGAAAAUGAAUCCUGCUUGGGACGACUCCGAAGGUUUGUUUAAGGAGUACAUGGAUGCCUUUCACCGCCUGCACACGUGUCUUCACGACUUCACCAAGUCAAGUCUGACUGCGUGUGUGGAGAACACUUGCAAUACCUUAACUUCUGUGUUAUCAAGGUGCCUUAGCUUUUUCAUUAAAAAAGCGAAUUUCUUGAAACAAGGAAAGAAGGAAACCAUGGUGAUGAUCAAUCGGAUUCGCCAAGAGGAGCUAACAGUGCAUGAGAACAUUCUGCGUCAAAUUGAAAAGCAACGCCUUGACAUUACAGAGGUUGUCUCAGACGGGAUAUUGGAGAUCAAGUCCAAUGUUCUGGAAGAAGCUAGAACCUUUCAAUACAGUGAGCUGGACUUUGUUAUCCCAGCCAACGGGUGGGUGCACGGCGCUAAGGCGGUGACGGAAUGCCGUGAUCAGAUCUGGGAGAUGGUCUUCAACAAGGUUAGACAGCGAAUCAGCUCAACACUCAUGGCGAUGUUCAGUCAUAGAGAUGAGUUUUUAGUUGAGCUCGAAAAUCGAAUAAAGAAGAUCGAACAAGAGGCGUUUCCCGAUGGUAGACGGUCUACUGCUGGCGUCACAAUUCACUUGAUGCUUGUCAAUUGCUACGAGGUAUCUCGCAGCAAUUUUCGUUUUUGGGCCACCAAGACCAUUAUCACCCGACUGGUGGAUUUUCUGAAAAGGCUUUUCAAAUUUCCACUCGACGUCAUACGCGGUAAAGUUAAAGUCGGGGACAUGGAGUGGAAAGAAAGGCAAGCAUCAGUUGCAAUUGAAGCGAUAGACGUGGCUAAAUUGGUGGAGCAUUUGAUGCAGAAACUGCUUGAACGCUUCGAUGAGUGCCACAGUAUAUUCAACGACGAGCUUGACAAGGUGAUGGCUGUGUUCAAGCAAGGACAGACUCUCAAGGACAGUCAGCGCCAAGCAAUCCUGAAGUUUGCCCCAGACGUUUCAAGCCUAGAGAUGCUCUGCUAUUGUCUUAGCGACAGAAUCAAGUUUGGCAAACCAGAGAAAGGGGAACUUAUCGGGACUGGAGCCCAGGGGAAUGUAUACGAGUGUACAAACAUAACAACGCGUGAAGGGAAGCCAUGUGUUGUCAAGGAGGUGUCAGUCCCUAAUGAAAACACCCUGAAGGAUUUGACCCUGGAGCUGCAUACUACAAGGAAUAUUUGCCACCCAAAUAUCCUUCCCCUAGUGUGUACCGUCAUCCAGCCUGGCCUGUGUAAUAGCAUCAAGGUACUGAUUGUGAGCGAAAGGAUGGCUUCUGACCUUCACCGAGCUCUACCCAGGUUGACGUCCUUGCGCAAGCGUCUUGAGAUUCUACUGGACGUCGCUCGAGCUUUGAAAUAUUUGCACAGUCUUGACCUCAUUCAUCGGGAUGUCAAGCUGCAGAACGUGCUGGUGGAUGAGAAAUCCCAAGGAAGCCUGACCGAUUUCGGCCUGUGCAAGGCGGAGGGAGUGAUGGAGAACUCACUUGUUGGUACACCAACAUCUAUGGCCCCGGAAAUGGUGAAACAGAACUAUAACAAAUCUGUUGACGUCUAUGCCUUUGGUAUUUUAAUGUGGCGCGUGUGCGAAGGACAAGGAAACCAACCCAGGAACAUUGCGCUCCAUCCCAUUCCUAUAAUUAUGUUAGUGAGAAAUGCGCUGGAAGACCGAAAGCCGGAGAGACUGGACCGCUUUAUGGGUCCUUGCUGGAAUUUGAUGGAGCGUUGCUGGGCAACAGUCCCUGAUCAAAGGCCAAAUUUCCAGGAAAUCGAAAGUGAUUUGCAAGAAAUUCUGUUAGAUAAGACUAUUCAGUGAACUAUUGUUCAUAGGAGAUAAUAUCGCUGGAAUGUACAGACCUAUUUCAAAUAAAGUUACACUCGGAAAAUCUAUGUAUCGUAACCCGCAGUGGUUCGUGGGUAUCAAAUACAUGAUAAAACAAGCGUAAAUAAAGUCAAACACAGGUUAAGAAAGCUUUAGCAUUCUUGUUUGUGUACCUCUAAGAGUUCACACGGCGUUCCGAGACCAGGAUUCAGCCAUUUAUGUUACCCAUGAACCACUUUGGGUUACGAUACAUUAUGAUACGAUACAUCCCCAUUAAAUCUUUCAAGAUAGUCCUUUUCCACAUCCAGAUGGCGGUGUUUGCUGCACAUAUUGACGUUGGUAGAGAUAUCUUUGCCGAAAAUUUUUUUUUCUUAAAUAAGGUAUUGUGAGAUAUUUCAGGAAUCCCAUAUAUUCAUACAAACUUUAGCGUUGCUGGAUACCCUUGACAGGGGCGGUAGGAACAAUGUUUGUUAAGAAACAUUGUGAUAAUAAACCACGAAUUUCCCUCGGUUAAAUGCGCCUCGAUUUUCAAACGGUUAAUGUUGAAUCUCAACUAGUAUUUUUGACUUUAUCCACAACAAAAAACUCAUACAACAAAAAGCAGAAACAAUAACAAUAGUGUAUCAUCAGUGAUCAUGUUUAUUUCUGUUUCUCAUUAAUAUUUACAUUAUUUACAAUUUCAAAAAUUUCAAUAAAAAUCAUUAUAAUUUAUAUUAAUCACAUAGUUUUUAGUACGAUAAUAAACAUCAGUUUAUGCAUUCCUUAUCAAAAUCUAUACCUUUAUACCUUCACUCCAUUUUCAGAGAAAAAAAUAUAAUCUUCUGUAUCGAUCAUCGAUUUCUUUAUUACUUUACACAAAACUAACCUACAUAAACUUACACAAAAAAGGCUGUAAACAUGCAAGAGAUCAACUCUUGGAGUUGUUAUUGCCACGUGACAUCAAUAGGUGACUUGCACUAAGAGAUCACGUGACUGUUUUGGUGGCAAACUAACCCGCGCUCAGGCUUUUAGCAGCAAAAUAACAGCAACAAAAAGCGAUUUAUUUAGCGCUCACGAAUCAGCGAGAACGUUUCUUUGUCAUAAAGCGUUUAUUAUCUUAUAAAGAUUAUAUUUUUUUUGUCGUUCUCUGUUGUGACGGCCGCAGUCAUUUCUUUGUUUGUUUGUUUGAUUAUUUUGUUUUGAGUUUGCCACUCAGAAAGGUCACGUGAUCUCUUAGUCCCCUAUUGAGUGUUUUGAAAGGCUACGUUACAAUUCGAGAUUCCCUGUGAAAGAGGGCUGCCGCUACCUGAUUAAGUGAUGCUGUGUGAUAAUUAUUUUUUAUAGUAUGCACAAUAAAUUAAUUUAAUUCA